Messenger RNA from Olea europaea var. sylvestris, 1548 nucleotides. RefSeq names its product ERBB-3 BINDING PROTEIN 1-like. NCBI's taxonomy places the organism in Eukaryota, Viridiplantae, Streptophyta, Magnoliopsida, Lamiales, Oleaceae. The transcript has 10 exons. The coding region runs from base 164 to 1327 and encodes 387 amino acids. The record is from RefSeq and is a predicted model, not a curated record.
ACCAUUUUCUUAAAGCGGACUCAUCAAAACCCUACCCAUCACACCAUAAAUUCCCACCUACAGUUGCCCACUGGCCACUGCCGCCUUCAAACCCUAAAACAGCCAACCCGCCUUCUCCCUACUUGCUAAACCCUAAUUUUCUCACCAUCCUUGGUUGAAGACAAUGUCGGAUGAGGAAAGAGAGGAGAGGGAGUUGGAUCUCACCUCUCCUGAAGUUGUCACUAAAUACAAAUCCGCUGCUGAAAUUGUUAACAAGGCAUUGCAGUUAGUGUUGUCUGAAUGCAAGCCAAAGGCUAAGAUUAUUGACAUCUGUGAGAAGGGGGAUUCGUUUAUCGGAGAGCAAACAGGAAAUAUGUACAAGAAUGUGAAGAAGAAGAUAGAAAGGGGUGUGGCAUUCCCUACUUGCAUUUCAGUUAAUAACACGGUCUGCCAUUUUUCACCGCUGGCCAGUGAUGAUACUGUGUUGGAAGAAGGCGACUUGUUAAAAAUUGAUAUGGGGUGUCACAUAGAUGGUUUUAUUGCAGUUGUUGCGCACACCCAUGUUCUUCAGCAAGGACCAGUUACCGGAAGGGCUGCUGAUGUUAUUGCUGCAGCAAAUACUGCUGCUGAGGUUGCUUUGAGGCUGGUCAGGCCAGGAAAAAAUAACAAAGAUGUUACUGAAGCAAUUCAGAAAGUUGCUGCUGCUUAUGACUGCAAGAUUGUUGAAGGGGUUCUCAGUCAUCAAAUGAAACAAUUCGUAAUUGAUGGAAACAAGGUUGUAUUGAGUGUUUCAGCCCCCGAGACGCGAGUAGAUGAUGCUGAAUUUGAGGAGAAUGAGGUUUAUGCCAUCGAUAUAGUUACCAGCACUGGUGAAGGCAAGCCCAAGUUAUUGGAUGAGAAACAGACAACCAUAUAUAAGAGGGCUGUUGACAAGAGUUACCACCUAAAGAUGAAAGCAUCCCGAUUCAUAUAUAGUGAGAUAAACCAGAAGUUUCCAAUCAUGCCAUUUACUGCUAGGGCUUUGGAAGAGAAGCGCUCUCGACUUGGCCUUGUAGAAUGUCUUAAUCAUGAUCUCUUGGAGCCGUAUCCUGUUCUUCAUGAGAAGCCUGGUGAUCUUGUUGCGCACAUCAAAUUUACCGUUUUGUUAAUGCCAAAUGGAUCGGACCGCAUUACAUCCCAUUCUCUACAGGAGUUGCAGCCUACUAAAACGGUAGAUGACCCCGAGAUAAAAGCCUGGUUAUCUUUAGGUACGAAGGCUAAGAAGAAGGGUGGCGGGAAAAAGAAGAAAGGUAAGAAAGCUGAUGAGGCGGCCAAUGAAGAAGCCAAGGAUGAAAAUUCACAAGGAUGAGAGACUUUAUUUCUUUCUCUUGGAAAUUUUGACCGUUGCUUUGUAAUUUGUUGCUCUAGCUGCUGUGUCUGUUGAUGAGAAUAUUUUUGAAUGAUUAUACUGCAUAUACACAGCGUCAUUCGCCCUUUUCUGUAUCCUUCUCUUUGUAGACAGGAUAAGAGAUACUAUAGAAACUUGAAUCAAAUCCAGAGGAAUUAUUCUCGAAUUUGGAUUUGUAGAUA